Messenger RNA from Engraulis encrasicolus (European anchovy), 1109 nucleotides. RefSeq names its product serotonin N-acetyltransferase-like. Gene Ontology annotation, biological process: response to light stimulus; circadian rhythm. The coding region runs from base 306 to 914 and encodes 202 amino acids. Gene Ontology annotation, molecular function: aralkylamine N-acetyltransferase activity. Gene Ontology annotation, cellular component: cytoplasm. The transcript is spliced from 3 exons. Lineage: Eukaryota; Metazoa; Chordata; Actinopteri; Clupeiformes; Engraulidae. The record is from RefSeq and is a predicted model, not a curated record.
AAUAUAGUAGAGUAACUUUAUUGAUCCCAGAUCCCAGAUCUGUAACAUUCCAAGGAGACAAAGUUGGGAAAUGCAUUCACAAAUUUGACAGCCAAAUGGAAAAACAGAUUCCCUCUUAGUUCUCCAACGACAGAAGUGGCGUGCGCAAUGACCACUAAGUUACGGAUAACGGUGUUGAGAGUUGAGUCAUGCAUUCUAAUCUCUUCCUCGAGCAUUAAAACAGACCCAAGGCUGAUGAUCACUCAGUGCUGAAAUACAAGGCAAGGGAGUAUUGCACGACAGAGGGUCCGUAGGCGUUAUCAGAAAUGUCGGUGGUAAGCGCAAGGCCGUUUCUUCUAAGGCAAGAUCUAGACCAAUCUCCGUCCCGUCUGCGGCGGCACACUUUACCAGCAAGUGAAUUCCGGCCACUCAAUCCACAGGACGCCAUAAGCGUGUUUGAGAUUGAAAGAGAAGCAUUUAUCUCCGUGUCAGGGGAGUGCCCACUGCAUCUUGACGAAGUCCGCCACUUUCUCACCCUGUGCCCGGAGCUUUCUCUUGGAUGGUUUGAACUGGGCAGACUUGUCGCCUUCAUCAUCGGAUCACUGUGGGACGAGGACAGGUUGACCACUGACGCACUGACUCUUCACAAGCCAGAUGGCCACACGGUCCACAUCCACGUGCUGGCGGUCCACCGGACCUUCCGUCAGCAGGGCAAAGGUUCCAUCCUGAUGUGGCGCUACCUGCAGUACCUCCGUUGCCUGCCCUACGUGCGACGCGCCACGCUCAUGUGCGAGGACAUGCUGGUUCCGUUCUACAAGAAAUCCGGCUUCAAGGUGGUGGGUCCGUGCGCCGUCACCGUUGCGCACCUCACGUUCACGGAGAUGCAGUUUGCCAUCAGGGGACAGGCGUACAUGCGGCGCAAUAGCCAUUUCUAAUAAUGGGGACCUUUGGACAUGACAAUCGUGAAGUGUCCUGAAUGUAUCCUGUGCUUUUUGUUGAAUAUAUCUAGCCUCUUCGGUUCCUCUCCUCAUGGCAUGUGAUUUAGUGUAGACUGUCACUAGAAGUACAUGUCCAUGCUGAAGUACAGUGUAUCAAUGUCUGUUAUGACCCAGCUGUGAUAUGGGUACUGC